Anoplopoma fimbria (sablefish) is the source of this 2324-nucleotide messenger RNA. It is a transcript of the gene cebp1, whose product is annotated as CCAAT/enhancer binding protein (C/EBP) 1. The record is from RefSeq and is a predicted model, not a curated record. NCBI's taxonomy places the organism in Eukaryota, Metazoa, Chordata, Actinopteri, Perciformes, Anoplopomatidae. Gene Ontology annotation, molecular function: RNA polymerase II cis-regulatory region sequence-specific DNA binding; DNA-binding transcription factor activity, RNA polymerase II-specific. Bases 119 to 688 code for a protein of 189 amino acids. The transcript is spliced from 3 exons. Gene Ontology annotation, biological process: DNA-templated transcription; myeloid cell differentiation; regulation of transcription by RNA polymerase II.
AGUGAUGUGAGAUCAGACAGGUAUCAAACUCCUGUCUCACUCCUCCUUUCAGACCAUUUUCAGUUAAACUGUCAGAGGAUCCUGAAGAAUAUUCAGAGAGUUUGUGAAGAGCUAAGUCAUGAUGUCUGAUUCCAGGGUGUCCUCAGUCAUCCAGGAGUGGGCCAGCUCAUACUCGGGGCAGGCCCACACCCUGAACCACAACACACCAAGCAGUCAGCUGGCUCAGAUGGACAUGGUACCGUACAGCCAGUCUCAGGGACUGGUGAGAGGGGGCAGCGAUGACAUGAUGGGACUGUCUUACCUGCCUUACUCAACUUCCUGUCUCAACAACUCGAGCGCAGGAAGCACAAACCACCAUCAGAGUCAUGCAAACACUCAGCAGGACUUCUCCUCCUUCCUCCUGCCAAGUCUGCGGACCCCAGUAAACAAGAGGAGCAUCAGCAAGGACAGCGCAGAGUACCGCCUGCGGCGCGAGAGGAACAACGUUGCAGUGAGAAAGAGCCGGGACAAGGCCCGCAGGAGAAUUAUGCUGACCCAGCAGAGGGCCAUGCAGCUGCAGGAGGAAAACCAGAAGCUGCUGAUGAGGAUAGGGCAGCUGACACAGGAGCUGGACUCUCUCAAACACAUCCUGUCACAGCGACACAUCCAGGGAUCUGACGACGGAGCAGCAGGGACGUCCAGUAUCUAGAGCCACAUUUGUACCUGGUUGUACACAUUACAUUCCCUAUAAGUGUCUAUAGGCCUCCUAAUGGCUCCUGGUUGAUUUUUCAAAUUAUCACCAAAAGGCUACUAAAGAAGUUAGGAUGUAAUGCCAGGUGUAAAAGGGCUCAGUUAUAGUUUCGUAUUGUAAAAUUGUGAGCAGAGAGAGCAUAACACCCUGGCAGGGCUGUAAAUGCCAUUGAGGUCACGGAGGUCAUGUCCUCUGUCUUUUUUUCUGGGGUUUAUUGCACAUUUAUAUUCUACAGUUGACUUUCAUAAAACACAGUAAACUGUUGCUAUUGGUUGCUUUUCCUGUUGGGCUCUCUGUACUUUUACAGCUGCUUCGAUUCAGUCUACAUUGAAAUACACACAAAAAUUGCAGUCGUUUAUUUAAAAUAACAAACAAUGGUUCUUCAAUUUCACAAAGAAGUGAACAAAAGCGGCUUCUCAUUUUUAGCAGACAAUCAGGGUCUUUAGUUGGCUGAAAUGACCAUCGCUGGCAGAUUUGAUCAGUUGUAACUUGCCAUGGGAACUUAUUGCUACGUCUGUCUUGCAGUUGACUUUUCAAGGAUUUCAGCUGCCUUUUUCUACACCCGCAAAACUCCUAAGAUAUAUGUCACUACAGUCCCAUCGUCAAACCUUAAAAAUGUGGAAAAAUCUAAAGCUUGACUCGUUGCUAAACUGGAUCUGAAACUGCUGUUGGGAGGCAGGGAUUUGGCUGAUAGUCAAUUUGGUUCCUGGCAGUGUGGAUUAGGCUUUAAAACAGCAUUUCAUGGUGGUAAAUAACAGACAAUGUGCAGUAUCAAUUAACUGAAUGAAUAAAAUGUUUUCAAAGAUCCAUAUAACCUAAUAUUUUAGACUUCAUUUUUGGUGUGUGGCUCAGAAUUUUCUGAGUGAGGGGGAAAUUCCUCACGGCCUCAGUGUUUCUGAAAUAAUGGCUACCGCCCUGCGCACUGGACCUUUGAAUAAUUGAACUAAGCAACAGAAUACACAAGUAGGAAGACGUGUGGUGGGUUUGAAUGUAGAUGUAAUUGUAUUUUCCAAACUGUGAGUGACAAGACAGAAGAGUGCACAGAACCCUUAAGCGAGUUUGUGCAUAUCAAGAUUUGUAAAACGACUAUGUGAGAUGGGAGAAGUUGUACCACAGCUCUUGAAAUCCUCAAUACUGCACUAAUGUGCCCAGAAACCAAAAGUCCUGAAGGUUAAAAGGUGUAUAUACUUCAAUAUAGCAAAUUCAAAAUGAACUUUCCUAAAAGGUCCUGACUACAACAUCUUCACAUACAUGCAUAAUCCUCAGGAGACCAUUCUGUGCAUUAGACAGAUUUGUCUUUUGAUUUAACAAACAUUGCCCAAUCAUCGACACUUCUUGUCAUUGUCAGAUAUGAUUGUAAGUGUUGUUGCCCAACAAGGUUACACAACCACCUGUGGUUUGUAGGGGAUUCAAUGAAAUCUAAGUGUAUACUCUGUAUAUUAGUCUAUCUUUUGUCACUAAAUGAGUGUGGGAUUACUUGAAAUGAUGUUGACGCAGAUUUAAAUAACAUGUAAUCUUGCCGUGUUGUGUUUUAUUUUAUUGUAAUGUACUGUUAAAGCAAUACUUUGUCACAUAUUUUCUUUAAAUAAACAAA